GAGGCUGAGCCACACGGCGUGCGAGGCUCCCCCAGCAGCACGGACUCGGAUCUCUGGGAGGCGCCCCCAGAGCUCCGAGGACUCGCCCCGCGUCGCGCGGUUCUGCCGACACCUGUUACCUCAAAGAGGACUUCGCCGCCCGCGCCCCCCGCCCCCACGUCCUCUGUCAGGCCCGGGAGCGCCGUCCGCAGCGCCGUCGAGGUGAUGGGCAGCCGGCCCCGCAGCCCCAGCGCCUGCCUUGCGCCCUGGUGGGGACAGCAGCCAGGAGGACCAGGCCCUGCCAAGCGCAGCCGAUUGGAGGAGCCCACGGGCCCCGAAUCCCGCGCGGCGCCCAGCCCGGAAGACCCGGCGGGGACCCCGGCCGUGGACGCGCUCACCUCCGUGGUGGUCCUGGCCGCAGGCUGUACCCUGCGUGUGCACCUGGAGGACGUCGACUUGGUGCUGGAGCUCGCGCCAAUGUCGGUCCUGCGAGUGUCUCUCGGUGGACACGCCCUCAUCGUGAUCCCGGAGGUCCUCCUGAGCUCUGUCGACGAACGCUCAGGAGCGCAGGGCGACUGGUCUGCCGGCCUGGAAGUGGACGUUUUCCUGGGCGCUCACGGGGAAGACGUCGUCGUGGAGCAGGAAGUCUGCGCAUCUGUCCCAGAGAUCGCUGCCCAGGAAGUGGCCUACGAGAAGGACGCGGACUCUGAAUUCCCGGAGCUCUGGAUGGACUCCGCAGCCGGCUCAGCCGCUGGGCUCUACCCCUCCGCUAGAAGUAUGUUCAGCCCCUACCGGGAGGGCCCCAUCCGAGGGCCCUGUGCUCUGGCCCCCAAACCCAGUUCAGAGAGACGCUCUCCACGCCCCAUCUUCGACCUGGAAUUCCACCUUCUGGAGCCUGUCCCCAGCUCACCUCUCCAACCUCUACCUCCCUCUCCGAAUCCAGGUCCCCACGCGCGCCUGGAGCUCCCAGAGCGCCCUCCGUGCAAGGCCCGGAGACGCCUGUUCCAGGAAUGA
This is a messenger RNA of Symphalangus syndactylus (siamang), 993 nucleotides long. RefSeq names its product proline-rich protein 23C. NCBI's taxonomy places the organism in Eukaryota, Metazoa, Chordata, Mammalia, Primates, Hylobatidae. The record is from RefSeq and is a predicted model, not a curated record.